This is a messenger RNA of Condylostylus longicornis, 7047 nucleotides long. RefSeq lists its product as uncharacterized. NCBI's taxonomy places the organism in Eukaryota, Metazoa, Arthropoda, Insecta, Diptera, Dolichopodidae. Gene Ontology annotation, cellular component: cytoplasm; dendrite; actin cytoskeleton. The record is from RefSeq and is a predicted model, not a curated record. Gene Ontology annotation, biological process: calcium-mediated signaling; actin filament organization; neuron projection development. Gene Ontology annotation, molecular function: actin filament binding. The transcript is spliced from 14 exons. The coding region runs from base 308 to 6982 and encodes 2224 amino acids.
CUUGUACAAGUGAAAUUGAUCGUAUUGAAGUAUUCAGAACAACAUUAUUGUUCAUUUAGAUUACGGCAAAACUAAUUUAAAGAAAUAAUUGCAGCCAAUAUGUAAAAUUUCUACAAAAUUUUUUGGAGUGAUUUUAGUAUUAAAAAUUUAAAUACUAAAUAUAAUAUAGAAAUAGAGAAAUAAAGGAGAAGGAAAUAUUAAAGUUAAGGAAGUUUUAUUUUAGUUAGAAAGAAGAAAAUAGAAAGACUUAAGUUCUCCUUUACAUUAAUAAUUAUAAUUCAAUCUUUAAAAGAUUUAAUCCAUCAAAAUGGAGAAAUCUACAGCACUUCAUCAUCAUCAUUCAACUAGUUCAACAACAGCAGCAACUGGUUCAAAUGUUUUAGCGGGUAACGGGCCUAAUAAAGUUUCACAAAUUGCCAAUAUAUUCCAAAGGCGGCCUAUUGCCACCGAUAAUCAAGAGACUUCAUUAAAAGACAGUAGUUGUACUAAUAGUAGUAGUAAUAUCACAACAGGAGCAACACAAUUACAUUCACAUUUACAUCAGCAUCAUCAGCCACAAGUAACUGUGGUUAGAACUGAAUCACAUUCCACACGUUUUAAUAAUGCUCGCGCACUAUUUGAAAAAUUAGGUGCCGGUAAAACAUCUGCCUUAAGUAUUAAAAUGUCACGUUCCGGUAGUCGUGAAGAUAAUUUAUGUGAUCAUGCUGAUAAUUCACGUGAACAUCAACAGCAACAGCAACAACAACAGCAACAGCAGCAACAACAACAAAAUAGAAGAUCUCCAUCACCACCAUUAAAUAAAAGACGAUCAUCACCAUUUUUAAAUGAUGGUGGUGUUCGUAAUAGCGGUGGUAUAAAUCAAAGUGCCAAUAUUUUAAAUAAUAAUAAUACCCCAAAUAAUAUUGUUUGUAGCCUAAAUGGUGGUAUACAACAAAAAGAUAUUCCAUCAAAAAUUCAUAAUAUUUCUAGAUUAAAAUCUGAUGAGAUAAGUGGUGGUGAAAAACCAGAAAAACCAGAACGUAAAUUUAAUUCUCGUGAAUUGAUAGAAAAACAGAAAAAGUGGACAUCACAUUUUCCUAGAACCCGAAAUUGUACAAAUCGUGCAGAACCGACGCGUUGUGAUAUAAUAAGAACCGGACCCGGUAUAAGUAUUGUUCAACCGAAUCGGCCUAAUAAUAAUCAAGUUGCACCACCAAAGUUACAACAAACUCAGCCACAACAUUCAGUUGAAUCAAAUAACUCAUAUUACUCAUCAAAAUCAUCUUCAAUGGAUUUAGAAGAUAAUUCAUUACCACCUAGUCCACCAGUAAGACAUAAUGUUUGUCCACCAGAAAUCAAACCAAAAAAUUCAUCAAAAACUGGUAGUCCAAUAAGAUCACCACCAUUGCCGCCAAUACCAGCUGCAAAACCAUCUGCAGCUGCUGUUGCUGCAAUGCGUUGUAUAUCAAGUCCAGAACGAAUACGUUCACCAACAAAGGUAUCUGAGCCACCGCCGGUACCAAUGUCACCACCCGGUUCAUCAUCAUCAACAUCAUCAGCAUCGGUUUCAAUAAACUCAUCACCAGCAAGACAAAUAUCUCAACAAACUACAACAACAGUAGUUCCACAUAAAAAUGAUGAAUUUCCGGAAAAAAUUCGUAAACGUUCUAUUGACAUAUUAGAAGAUCAACACAAUCAAUUGCAACAAAAUAAUUUUAAUCAUAAUCAACAGCAUCAACAAUAUCAAAAAUCUUCAAUUUCACCAUUACCUAUUGUUGGUAAUAGUGGUAAUAAUGGUGGGCAACCAGUCUUUGAACAACAGAAACGUUCAUCAAUUGACAAAGAUUUAAAUUCUCCACCAUUAAUUGCACCACGUACUGUUAGUUCUAGUCCUAGUCCAGCACCAAGUGCAUCGUCAGGACCGUCGAGUCCUGUUCAUACAGAAGAUGAAAAACAAGAAAAUGAAUCAACUGAAAAAUCUGAAUGGAAAAAUCAAUCUUCUUCUACAAGGACGGCAGAAAAUGACGGUCGAACACCAAAGACAUCUACAUCAUCAUCACCAGAGAAGAACGACAAUGAUAAUUCAAGUCAAUACGCAUCAAUUCAUCCAAAAUCAGUUACCAAAAAAACAAGUAUUUCAGUGAAUAUUCCAGCAGCUGGUUUAGGUUCAAGACCAGCUAGUACAAUUAGUUCAGUUAGUACAUCUGAUGAAGGUGGUUUUAAUGAACCAUCACCAGAAAUUAAAGCAAAAUUAAAACCAGCAUAUAUAUAUGAUACACCAGCACAAACAGUUCCAUCUCCACCACAAAGAAGUCCAUCAAAAGAAUUUAAAAUUGGUUCAUCACAACAAUCACAGGAUAACAUCACAUAUUUACAACAGCAACAACAGGAAAAAGAACAACAAAAAAAUCUAGAUAUAGAUGAUGAACAGAAAACAAGUUUAACAUAUGCUGAUGUUGGUUUUCGUUUAAAUCCAGAUGGUAGUGAAAGUAAACCAAGUUAUGGUGAAUCAGAACUUUAUCAUACAGCUACAGAUAUACCAAAAACACAAUUUCAUUCCAAUGUAUUCGAAUGUAAUAAAUCAUCAGUUGUUUAUGCAUCAAUAAAACCAGAAAUUCCUCCACCAUCAGAUUUAUUUUUUGAUAAAAAAUCUAAUGAUAAUAGUCAUAGAAUUCCGACAACAACAACAACAGCAACAACAGUAGCAACAAAUAAUUAUAAUAAUAAUAUAAAUAAUAAUAAUAACAACAAUAACAAUAAUAGUAAUUUUAAUUCAAGCACAAAUGAUACAAUUUAUAACAACAGUGAAAGAAAAUUAAUGUCACCAACAAAAGUUAUUGAAAAUCAACAUAAUCAUCAUAAUAAUCAUCAACAUAGCCAACAAAAUUUACAACAGAAUAAUUUUAAUGAAAACGAAUUACCAAAUAGUCCAAAAUGGAAUGAUGAUUCAAUAACAUCAAAAUAUUCAAAUAGUAAUAAUUAUAGAAUAAAUACAACAUCAUCAUCAUCAUCAUCAAUGUCACCAUCAUCAACAGUAACAACAACAACAAUAAAUACAACUGCAAAUGUAGUAGCAGCAACAACAGCAGUAAUAACAGCAACAAAAGUUCCUUUGAAUACUGAAGAAAAUUAUGAUCAUAAUGAUCAUAAGAAUGAUGAAGAUUAUAAAAAUAAUUAUGACGAUGAUGAUGUCGAUGAUCUCGAUGAUUUAGAAUUUCAUAGAUAUUCAGAUCAAUGUCCAACAUUACCGUUACGUCCACCACCACUGCCAAUUGGUCCACCAUUAGAUGUUAAAGGUAUUGAUGAUGUACAAUUUGCAGAUGCAAGUGAUGGUGAAAAUGAUGAUGAUGUAAAUGAAAGAGAACAAAAUAGUUUACCAGAUGCGAUGACAGCCGAUGAAGCUGAAAGAUUGUUGAGCUCAAGAAUUUUGGAAUGCAAAAUCAGGCAGCAAUCUUUAUUAUCUGACGAGCAAGCAAAAGAAGUUGAGCAAAUUUUAUCGGCAACUUCAGCUUCAACUCGUAAUGUAACAACUGGUCAAAUCUCAUUAUCUUCAUUAUCGCCACCAAAGAAACCUAAUACAACAAAUACUACUACAACAACAUCAGUUAAUUCUAGUCAAAAUGAUACUAAAGAUAAUGAUGACGGACCAGAAUGGUUAAAAGAUGUAUUAGAAGCACCUAAUAAACAUCUAGAAAAUAUUGAAAAAUUAAAUCAAGAAAAAUCAGAAGAAAAUCAACAAAAAGAACAAAUAAUACAAGAUAAUAAUGAUGUUAUUGAAUUAGAACGUGAAGAAGAAGAUGAAUUAGAUAAUCCACCAAAACCAGAUGAAAUUUUAGAGAUCUCAACAACUCAAGUUCAAGGAAAUUCAACUAUAAAUGAAAUUAAUUUAAAUAAAACAUCAAGUUUUGAUUCAUUAACACAACAACAACAGCAACAAUUACAACAUCAACAACAAGAAUCUCUUCAAGAAUCAAUAGUCUCUGUAGAAUCAAUAACUACAACAACUGAAUCAUCAACUGGUCAAACAACACGUACAACUGCAGAUGAAAGUUUAUUAUCAAGUAAACAAAAUUCAAUUGGUUCAUUAGUUGAAACAGCAUCUAUCGAUCAAUCAAUUUCAUCAACUGGUACUAACGUUGGUCUAUUACAAGAUCCAGAUCAAUAUUAUAUACCAGAAUAUCCACCAGUUAAAAGUAAAGAAGUUUAUGUUGAAGGUGGUGUACAUUAUUUCGAAGAUGGAAACUUUUGGAUGGAAGUACCAGGUCUUAUUGAAUCAGAUGAAGAUGAUUCACCAUAUCCACCAGUAACUGUUAAAAAGAAUACAAAAGUUAAAUUUAGUAGUGGACCAAUACAAGUUUUUUCAACAUUUUCGGUAACAGAUUAUGAUAGACGAAAUGAAGAUGUUGAUCCAGUUGCAGCAUCAGCUGAAUAUGAACUUGAAAAGCGUGUUGAAAAAAUGCAUGUGUUCCCAGUUGAAUUGGUUAAGGGACCCGAAGGUUUAGGUUUAAGUAUAAUUGGUAUGGGAGUUGGUGCUGAUGCUGGUUUAGAAAAAUUAGGUAUUUUUGUUAAAACAAUAACUGAUAACGGUGCUGCUGCCAGAGACGGAAGAAUUCAAGUAAACGAUCAAAUUAUCGAAGUUGAUGGUAAAAGUUUAGUUGGUGUAACACAAGCAUAUGCUGCAUCUGUUUUAAGAAAUACAAGUGGUCCAGUCAAAUUUCAAAUUGGACGUGAACGUGAUCCAGAAAAUUCAGAAGUUGCACAAUUAAUUAGAUUAAGCCUACAAGCUGAUAAGGAGAAAGAGGAAAGACUUAAAAGACAACAAGAAGAAUAUCUUCGACGUACAUUAGAAUAUUCAGAAGAUUUAACACAACCAGCUUCAGCUAAUUCAAGUGUUUGUGAAGGACCAACAAGUCCUACAGCCGUUGAACAUCCAAUGGAAGUUGAAGCGACACAUUCACAAGAGGUAGAGUCUCUAAAGAGACUUCUACAAGAGAGUGAAGUAAGUAGUAUGUUGAAAGAUGAAGAAAUCUUGAAUCUUAAACGACAGUUGGUUAAGCUGGAAACAACUGGAAAUGAAAAUGAAUUACUUAACGAACGCUUACGACAAACCGAACGUGAAUUAACCAAUAUUAAAAAAGAAGCAUCCAAUUAUCAAAAUAUGUUACAACAAUCUCAAGCUCAAUAUAUGGCAUUAGAGAAAAAAUAUAAUAAAGUUAAACGUGUUGUACGUGAAUUUCAACAACGUGAAAUUGAUAUGCAAAAUCGUGAAGAAUUUUAUACACAAUUAUUACAAGAGAAAGAUACUGAAUAUAAUGCAUUAGUUAAAAAAUUAAAAGAUCGUAUUAUAAAUUUAGAACAGGAAUUGCAAGAUACCCAAAGAAGAGCUGGUUUUCCAGUUGAAUUGCCAUAUGAUAGUGCUAGUCUUAAAUUAACACCACAAAUGUCACGUAAACAGCCACCAAAACCAUUAUUUAAUCAAAAAUUAGAAGCUGAAUUAUCUGAUACUGAAAUAUCAGAUUUAUCACCGGAUGGUGAUGGUGUUAAAACAGCAACAGUUGAACGUAAAAUACCAAUUAAAGAUUCAGAAUUAGAUACAGCUGUACCACAGCAUGAGCUAUUAGAUAAUUCUGUAACAAAAACAAAAAUUGAUUUAGCAUCUCGUGGUGCAUUAGCGAACCGUCAGUUACCGACUGCUGGUAAAAAAAGUUUGAGUAAUAGUAGUUCGGAUUGUGCUCUCGAUGACGACAAUGAAGAAAAUAUUAUUAAAUCAGAUCAAUUGCAACAGCAACAACAACAGCAACAACAGCAGCAAACGGUUUCAAAUGGUAGUCAUCAAAAUGGUAUUAUUACGUCAACAAUGAUAUCAUCAACUGCAUCAUUAAUAUCAACAACAUCAUCAUCAUCUUCAUCUGUUGUUGCAACCGCUGUAUCAACAUCAACAUCAAUUAAUGGUAUAUCAAAUAAUCGUAAUAUUAAUAAUGGUAUUAAUAUUGAUGAAAAUCGUUAUAAUCGUGAAAUAAUAAAUCAAAAUGCUGCACCAUUAUAUGCUCAAGUACAUAAGGAACGUAAUGAAAAUAGCAGUAGUAAUAAUUAUAAAACUCAUUUCACAAUACCAAAUAUAUAUAAAAAUGAUACAAAUGAUACAUUUAGUAAAGAUUUAAAUAGCUCAUAUGACAGUAUAUUAAGUUCUAAUGAUAAGCUUUCUGAAACUGAACAACAAAAUACAGAUAAUUGGAUGUAUCCGAGUCGAAGGCGUAUUGGUGUUAAAUUACCACCUACAUCAUUUACAGAUCAAUUAAAUCAAGUAUUAGCUGAUCGUGAAAGACGACUUGGAGAUGGUUCUUCACGUGAUUCUAGUGAUGAUUACACUGAAAUAAAUAAAUUAACAAAAGAACAACAACAACAGCAACAAUCACAGCAGCAGCAACAAAAUCCUGCGGCUGUUAUAACACAAAAUUUAAUUGUAGAAAUAAGACAAGCCGUUAAUGAAGCUCAACCCAAAGUAAAAAAUGUAAUUCCACAAUCACUUUCACCACCUGGUACUGUACCGUGGCAACAACAUGGUCCCCCAUCCCCGUCCAGUAUGUCAUCUGGUUCAACAUCACCCGGAUAUUCACCUAGCCGAAAUUUAGAUUUGUCAGGUUCAAGUACAAGCUUUUCUAGUGAAAAAAAUAAACAUUCACAUUAUUGGAAAAAUGGACCUGUUCAUGAAUGGUCUAAAGAACAGGUGUGUCAUUGGUUGAUGGCACAUGGUUUACAAGAUCAUAUACCGAAAUUCCGUGAGCAUAGUGUACAAGGUGGCGCUCUUUUACAAUUAGACUCACGUGAUUUUAAAAUACUUGGUGUAAGUGGUGAUGAUAAAUCAAAAUUAAAACGUCGUUUAAAGGAACUUAAAGCUGGCAUCGAAAAAGAACGCAAAGACCAGGAAAGAUCAAGAAAAGAACGAGAAAAAGCAAUACGAAAAGCUGAGAAAAAAGCCGAAAAAGCAGCCAAAAAGAAGUAAAAAAUAAUUAAAAAAGAAAGCAAAUUAUUUUUCUUUUCUCUUUAAACUAAAAAAAAAAAACAAAA